AUGGAGCAGUUCCGAGGCCACAUGGCCAAGUACAUGGAGACCACCUUCCAGGACACGAUGCACUCUGUACGUGAGGAGCUGGGAACGAUGGUGGCAAAGCAGCUUCAGCCCCAUGCGGAACGCCUCGACAGACAACAGGCCCAGCUUCGAGUGGUGCAAGCCAAGAAUGAGGAGCUUAGCCAAGAGCAAGAGGCCCUCAAAGCAUCAGUAAAACAAUUACAGGACACCCUGGCCAUCGCAGAGCAGCCGGCAGUUGCACCCAUCGACGUUGCCAAGCUCAUGGAAUGGAACCGCACUGUUGACCCCUCAGUGUUCAUCCUAUCAUGCGAUGUGGCGGCGGCUCCGAAUGACAUAUUCAGCGCACUUAACGAAUGGUUGCAGGCGGCCAAUGUGUCCAGGGACCAGCUGCGACUGGUCGGCGACACUCCGCAGAAGAAGUUCAUCCUGCAGCGCAUCGGAGGAGCCGCUGGUAUUGCUCGAGCCAAUGCGUUACAGACAUCCCUCAAGUUACCUAAUAAUCAAGGCUGGCGCCAGUUUGAGGUGCUCGCUGUCAGCGGAGCUCGUAUUGCCCUGCAUGUCAACCCUGAUAAGAACGCAAAAGACAUUCGGAAAGAAGUUCAGACCAAGAAGUUGCUCGGACUGGUACAUGUUUUUGAAAUCUCACUGACCAACUACCUGAACCAGUUUAGCGUCAACUACAAGAUUCAUUUCUCGGGGACGGACCGUCCCAGUGCAGGCGUGGUGGCGAUCCUGAUUCCAUGGUAUGACGAGCGCACUGUGGCAGCUGCUGGAGCGUCGGGUCUUCCUCGGCUUCGCCAUCGCACACUGGACAAUGGAAGAGCCAUCAUGACGAGCAUCGAGAACCCUGUGACAAAGGGCGAGUUUCGCAUCAUGAAUAUUCAUAACUACGAUAUUUCGGAGGCUGGUCGCACAAAGAUCAAACGUGCAUGGAAAGAAUAUAUUGCAUGGUCGAAGCGCGACCCGUUGAGGCACACAUUCAUUGUUGGCGGCGACUUCAACAUGACUGGUGUACCGACGGAGUCCAUUCUGUAUCCAAUGCCGAAACAAGCGAGGAGAUCUGAGGCAGGCCGUGCCAACCGCUCGGAGCCAUUCUGGCGUGAGCUCUUCAAUGACGCGGCGAUGAUUGAGGUUUGUUCCCCAAUUCCGACCCACUACACUGCGGAUAACAAUACCCUGAGAACUAUUGAUCGUUUCUUUGUUUCUAUAGAGUCGGCCUUCGCCAUUGAGACUGAGAUGGACGUGGAGGUGAUCCAGGACGCCUUCACACUGAAUGCCAAGCAGCUGAGCGACCAUGCGAUCAUUAAACUUCGGAUGGCUACCCGACGAACCCCUGCUUCGGCCCACCAGCGCAUCCCAUCAUUCAUCUUUAAGAGCGAUGAGUAUCGUACUGCCCUCGAGAGAUGCAUUGACGGAUGCAACUAUGAGCUUAUGGAGCCGUACCGCCAGUGGGAGGUGAUCAAAGAACUUAUGACGGUGGCGGCGGAGACGGCACGCAAUGAACUUUUGGCCAAGGAAGUCACAGGAGAAGGUGCUAUCCCGAGAAGAGCUACCUUACUGGCCGUUGGCGCUGCAGCGCGCGCAGUGUGGCGCCAGGACGCGCGGCUGGCAAAGAAGCUGAUCAACCACACGAUCGUCGGCGAGAGGGAGUUCUACAUCGAGGGGCGCGAGGUGAAGCUGAGACAGCCCGACACAUUCCACAACCGGAUGAAGGAUGCGCAGGCUUCCAUGUUGGACCGCGAAGCUGCUGCUCUCGAACGUCAGGGUGCAGGCCGAACUACCAAGCGGAAUGCAGCGGUGAUGGUACAGAGGGCCCUCCUUUGGAACAAUACCAAGCGGAUGCUGAUCCUGGCUGGUGCGAGACAAGGCCAAAUGACCAACAGAGCAGCGUCGGGGGCGCUGGCCGCGGAGGAGGUUGAGACUGUGCGAGAUCCCAGCGCCAUGGUAGAGGCUCUGAAGAAGCACUGGGAGCCCGCAUUCACGGCCUCUCCUGUACGUGAAGACCUGAGCGGACCCUUCCUAGAUCGCCACAUGCCCGAGCUUGAUAACACGACGCUGCUGAUACCCACAGUCGACAACCUCCGCUUCGUCUUCAAGCGGGCGAAG
Molecule: messenger RNA, 2124 nt
Organism: Prorocentrum cordatum
Lineage: Eukaryota; Dinophyceae; Prorocentrales; Prorocentraceae
Source: the annotation of a GenBank genome assembly